GGUGGGCAGCUGCGCCUCCCUGCCUGGACCUCGGGAGGCCGGGGUCCCCGGAGGGCGGGCGCACUGAUGUCCCUCCGACCACCGAGGUCACCUCCCAGCCCAGCCUCUGGAAGGCGAGGGCAGCGCCAUCCCCGUGGGUCCUCACCCCCCUCGACCCUAGGCGUCCUUUUAUUAAGUGACAGACCCCUCCCCCAGCUCCCUGGCUAGGCCGAGGCAGCCUUAUGCACCUGCGCGAGAUGCAGCACGCCACUGCAGUCCGGGGAGGCUGUCCUCCAAGGGGUCUGCGGAAGAGGGCUGGCGGCUGGCGGCAGGGACGACCCAGAGCCCUCCUCUCCGUUCCGCGGGCAUCCCUCCUCGCCGCCUCCAGCUCUGCGCAGGCCUGAGAUCCGAGUUUCCAAGCAGGUUAAUUUGGAGACAUGUCAGCAUCGGUAAAAGAAAGCCUUCAGCUUCAGCUGCUGGAGAUGGAAAUGCUGUUUUCUAUGUUUCCCAACCAAGGAGAAGUAAAACUUGAAGACGUAAACGCCCUAACGAACAUAAAGCGAUACCUGGAAGGUACUAGGGAGGCGCUCCCACACAACAUCGAAUUUGUGAUCACGCUCCAAAUUGAGGAGCCCAAGGUGACAAUUGAUUUGCAAGUUACCAUGCCUCACAGCUACCCAUACGUGGCUUUGCAGCUGUUUGGACGAUCACCUGAGCUUGACAGACAACAGCAGCUUCUUCUCAACCAAGGUCUCACUGCUUAUCUAGGGACUUUCGAUCCAGGUGAGCUGUGUGUCUGUGCAGCAAUCCAGUGGCUGCAGGACAACAGCGCAUCCUACUUCCUCAACAGAAAGCUGUCGGAUGAGCCAUCCACACAGGCAAAGCCAGUCAAGAACACAUUCCUCAGAAUGUGGAUCUACAGCCACCACAUAUAUCAGCAGGACCUCAGGAAAAAGAUUUUGGAAGUGGGGAAAAGGUUAGAUGUGACUGGAUUUUGCAUGACAGGAAAGCCUGGUAUAAUCUGUGUGGAGGGCUUCAAGGAUCACUGUGAGGAAUUCUGGCACACAAUCAGAUACCCUAACUGGAAACACAUUUCCUGCAAGCACGCCGAGAGCGUGGAGACAGAAGGGAGCGGUGAAGACUUGCGCCUCUUCCAUUCCUUCGAAGAGUUGCUCCUCGAGGCCCACGGUGACUACGGACUAAGGAAUGACUAUCACAUGAACCUGGGCCAGUUCCUAGAGUUUCUCCGAAAACACAAAAGUGAGCAUGUUUUUCAGAUACUAUUUGGUAUUGAAAGCAAAAGUUCAGAGUCUUAGGACUCUAUUAAAAUAUCUAUGCUUGUAAUUGUACUAAGUAUUUAUGUUAAUAAAACCAAAAUAAAAAGGCCAAUGACUAUAUAGAA
Peromyscus californicus insignis is the source of this 1381-nucleotide messenger RNA. RefSeq names its product RWD domain containing 2A (gene Rwdd2a). NCBI's taxonomy places the organism in Eukaryota, Metazoa, Chordata, Mammalia, Rodentia, Cricetidae. The transcript has 3 exons. The record is from RefSeq and is a predicted model, not a curated record. Gene Ontology annotation, molecular function: protein binding. Bases 417 to 1295 code for a protein of 292 amino acids.